UUGUUAAUCUGAAACCAAUUGAUUUUCCUUUUUCAGAUAAACUUAUAGAUCCAGAUACCUUGCAGGAAGUGCCAAGGAACAUAUUUAUCUCACCACAUGGGAUUCUGUUAUUGUGGAAGACUACUUCUGGUAACAUUGAGACCUUUGUGUGUGCAGUACGGAAUGAUUUUUCGGAUGUACCACAUUUUAAUGAUUCUUGUACUCAAUAUUUAUUGAAGUCCCCUGAUCAGGAGGAGACUCAUAAAAGUUGCGUCAUCUGGACGUAUGGCGUGGAACCUACUCACUUCUUUAUUAAAGAUUUGCAAACUGACGUGAAACCACAGAUUCGUAAUCAUGGCAAUAUUAAACUAUCAUUAUGUGCACCAUGUAUGUUGCGUGAGGUACCAUCUACUCUAUGGGCACUACAUGCCAACCAUGUAGGCUUAUUGGAUGUACCACCUUAUGAAGCUAUGGUCAAUAUGAGUAAAUAUCCAGUUUACAUUAAACAGUAUCCUUUAUCCAAAGAAAAAGAGGGGAUUAAACCUGUCAUUGACAGUUUAUUACAGCAAGGUGUUAUAUGUAAAGCUCAGUCCCCAAAUAACACUCCUAUUAAUCCCAUUUUGAAACCAGGUACUAACAAGUAUCGCUUUACACAAGACUUGAGAAAGAUUAAUGAAGCAGUCAUACCUAUUUCACCUAUAGUACCUGACAUUAAUUCAAUAUUAACAGCAUUACCAGCUGACUCUAAGUGGUAUACAGUGGUGGACCUCUCCUCUGCAUAUUUCUCAAUUCCAAUACAUAAAAAUACCCAACCAUUAUUUGCAUUCACAUUUCAACAACAACAGUAUAUUUGGACACGCCUUCCAAUGGGUUAUGUUGACUCAGCAGUUGUCUACAGUGCCAUGGUAAAUAGACAUCUGGCCCAGUGUCCCUUCCUUGUAACUCAACCUUAUUGCAAUAUGUGGACGACUUUCUGGUGGCGGCCAGAAAUGAGACAGAAUGUGUCUCAGAUUCGAUAGCUCUGCUAAAACACUUGGCAGCAGGUGGACACCGAGCCUCACUUGCUAAACUUCAAUUCUGCCAAGAAUCAGUACUACCUGGGAUACAUCUUAAAGGAUGGCUGUCGAUUUUUGUCACAAGAAAGAGUGAACAGCAUUAAGGACAUUGUAUGACCGAGGAACAAGACUGAGAUGUUGUCUUUCCUAGGACUGGUAAACUAUUGUAGGAACUGGAUAGCUGAGUAUGCCGUCCAUGAUGCAGAAUUGCGCAAAGCCACACUCAAAGACUCUCCUGAAGUCAUUCAAUGGAAUGAGGAAAUGAAACAUGCCUUCCGUCACAUCAAAUAUCUCUUGUGUACUGCUCCUGCACUGGGAUUACCUGACUACAAACUAACUUUUCAUCUCUAUGUUGCAGACAAUGGUGAAAUAGUAUCCGCAGUAUUGGGACAGGAACAUGGAAACGGAAUCAGGCCGGUAGCCUAUUAUGGUAAAAUGUUGCCAUUAAUUGUCAAGGGCAUGGUUCCCUGUUUAAGAGCUGUUGCAUCCGCCGCUUUGAUGGUGGAGAAGGCACAAACUAUAGUUUUGGGACAUCCCAUGGUGUUACAUACUUCACAUACCGUAAACAUUAUCUUAGUAAAUAUCACAACACAACACAUGACAAGCCAAAGACGUAGUAAUUACGAACACAUUUUGACAGGAACUCAAAAUGUAACUAUUUCCACGGCCACACACACAAAUCCAGCUGUGCAUCUAAAAACAUUAUUGCAUGGAACAGAACCAGAGGAAGUAGCUCCUCAUGAUUGCAUGGAUAUUAUUAACUCCACAUCCAGUGUAAGGACAGACUUGCAACAAACAGCUUUGGAACAUAAUGAUUUUGUCUUAUUUUGUGAUGGUUCAGCAAUGCGCCCAGAUGAUAAAACUAUUCUUUCAGGAUAUUCCAUAGUGGAUAAUUUAGGAAAUAGUAUCAAAGCCUAUAGAUUACCUGUUUCUUCUGCUCAAGCUGCAGAGAUAGUUGCUUUGACUAGAGCAUGUCUAUAUGCCAAAGAUAAAUCAGUUACCAUAUAUACAGACUCCAAAUAUGCAUUUUCAGUGGCACAUGACUUCAGUAAAAUUUGGGAAAACAGAGGUUUUGUAACUACUGCAGGAAAACUCAUACAACACGCAGAUUUAGUAAGAGGUCUAUUGGAUGCUAUGAUGCUACCAACUAACCUUGCUAUAGUAAAAUGUGCGGGUCAUUCAAAGGCAGAUUCUGAUAUUGCUAAAGGUAAUAAUCUAGCAGACAAACAUGCAAAAGAUGCAGCGUUAAAUGAUUCCUUCCCACCAUGGAUGAAUCAUUCUUUUGUGAAUAUUCAAACUUCUGAUCCUCCGUUUACUAUUGAUGAUUUAAUAUUGUUUCAGAAUCAGGCGAAACCAUCUGAAGUUCUACUUUGGGAGAAGAAAGGAUGUGUAAAGCACAAUGAUGGUUUAUGGAAAAAUGUAGAUGAUAGAAUAGCAUUACCAAAAAUAGCGUAUGAAUCCUUAAUAUCCUAUGUACAUGGUGUUACUCAUGUAGGGUAUAAGAGCAUCAUGCACUAUAUUUCACAACUGUUCUUUACAAUAGGACUAGAACAACAAAUUAGAGAAUUUGUAAAGAGAUGCUUAAUCUGUGCUCGUUGUAAUCCACACGUCAAUCCAGCUAAAAGAGAUCAUUUGCCAAAACCUGAAGGUCCUUUCCAACAAUUACAGAUAGAUUUUACUCACAUGCCAAGUGCAGAGGAUUUUCGUAUCUUCUGGUGAUAGUGGAUCGAUUUUCAAAAUGGCCAGAAGCCUUUGCGACAAGGAAAGAAAACGCUCAAACAGUAGUCAAGUGUUUGAUGGAACAUGUUAUUCCUCGCUUUGGGAUACCAAAUGGGAUAGAUUCUGACAAUGGCACUCCUUUCACAUCUAGAGUAACUAUACAAUUGGCCGCUGCAUUAGGGAUUAAUUGGACAUUUCAAAUUCCCUAUAACCCUCAAAGCUCAGCACAAGUGGAAAGAACAAGUGGAGUCAGGUGGCUGAGCUGUUAGGGAGUCGGGCUAGUAAUCUUAAGGUCGCCAGUUCGAUUCCCG
Molecule: messenger RNA, 3064 nt
Organism: Hypomesus transpacificus
Lineage: Eukaryota; Metazoa; Chordata; Actinopteri; Osmeriformes; Osmeridae
Exons: 2
Coding region: 1170-2753 (527 amino acids)
Molecular function (GO): RNA-DNA hybrid ribonuclease activity; nucleic acid binding
Source: RefSeq, a predicted model, not a curated record